Messenger RNA from Aspergillus wentii DTO 134E9, 1176 nucleotides. Its product is annotated as zinc-binding alcohol dehydrogenase family protein. Gene Ontology annotation, molecular function: oxidoreductase activity, acting on NAD(P)H. The transcript has 3 exons. The coding region runs from base 1 to 1176 and encodes 391 amino acids. NCBI's taxonomy places the organism in Eukaryota, Fungi, Ascomycota, Eurotiomycetes, Eurotiales, Aspergillaceae. The record is from RefSeq and is a predicted model, not a curated record.
AUGGCCACUGCAACAUAUACCCUCGAAUCACCGCUGGUUAUCGACAAGCAUGUUGUCACCCAGCCGCAGCCUUCCCCCCGACAGAGCGUUCUUAUGCUGAAUGGCUUCAAACAGCCUUAUUCCCUCGUCGAUGAUCAUACCAUUCCUUCCAUCUUUCACUCGGACGAGAUUCUCGUCAAGGUUGUUUCCAUCGGUUUGAAUCCGAUUGAUUGGAAAGCACCAGCCUUCAAAUUCGGCAUCCCCAGUCUCCCCUGGAUCAACGGUCGAGAUCUCGCUGGCAUAGUCGUCAAGACAUCAUCAUCAUCAUCCUCUCGUCUCAAAGUCGGGGACACAGUCCUCGUUCCCUCAACAGACUACCGUGAUAUCCGGAAAGCUGCAUUCCAAGAAUAUGCCAUCACGACGCACUUUAACGCAGCCCGUAUCCCAUCAUCCACAUCGACUGCCGGUGCUGCCAGUCUAGGAGUCGCUUUCGUGGCUGCCUCCUUGGCACUGGGUGUUUCCCUUGGAUUGGAUCUGUCCAAGUUGACCGUCCCCGGACCGGAUUUGGUGGAUGUUCUCCGUUAUGCGAGUGAUAUCCCUGAAAAUGUCAAGAGCGAGUGUUUUCCUUCUGAGCGGGUCAAGGCCGGAGAGUGGAUUGUCAUCUGGGGUGGCUCAACAACAACCGGCCUCAUAACCCUUCAACUCGCCAAACUCGCCGGCCUAAAAGUCAUCACCGUCGUCGACGCAGCCCGCCACGGCCAGAGACUCCUCGCAGCAGGAACAGACCUUCUCGUCGACCGGCACGACCCCCAGCGCGCAAUCGAGAUCAUCCGCGGCCUGACAGGCUCCAAUCUGCGGUACGCCAUCGACAUCGUCGGCCGCGACACGGCCACUCUUCUUCAGCAAACACUCAAAGUCGAUCCAGCCCGUCCCUCGCAUUUACUCGGACUAACGGGGCUCCCGAAGGAGCAGGUCGAGGGGAUCCAGUAUCAUACUGUGCCGAUUAAGGUGUUCCAUGCGUGUCCGGCUGUGGGUGAGGGGUUGGUAAGGUGGCUGGAGGGGCUGUUGGAGAGAGAAGUGCUCACGCUGCCUGAGGUGGUGAGGGUGAGUGGAGGGUUAGGGGCGAUUAAUGAGGCGUUGGAGAGGUUGAGGGAUGGGACGGUAUCAGGGAAGAGGAUUGUGGUUGAUUUGGAUUGA